UCAAGUCUCUCUCUUAACUGUUUUUUUCCAACGUCAAAGAACUUCGCCGCCGGCAAAAAAUGGACUUGGCCAACAAGCUUCAGCUUCUCGACCUCCGUUCGACGUUCUUAACCGGAACGUUACUCCCUCAUCACCGUAAAAACUGUCUGAGGAUACGCCUUCGUCAACUUCCGACUUCCAUACCCACUCAAACCAAAUUAUUUAACAGUGAGAAUCUUUUGAGAACUCGGAAACCAACCAGUCUAAAAAUUUCAGCUAAAUCAUCAUCCGCAGUCUCGGUUGUCGAGACCAGUGUUAAGGAAGAUAUUGAAGCGUUGUUAUCCGAUAAUUCGUUUGCUGACAACAAACGCUCGAAUAGGAAGUCCAAUACCGGUGCAUCAUCGAUAUCAUCUGGUGUUAGGUUAGAGAACAUCAGAAAAAGUUAUAAGGGUGUGACGGUACUGAAAGACGUGACUUGGGAGGUUAAGAAGGGUCAAAAAGUGGGAUUGGUAGGUGUCAAUGGUGCCGGGAAAACGACUCAGUUGAGAAUUAUUACUGGCCAGGAAGAACCCGAUUCAGGGAACGUAAUCAAGGCAAAGGAGAAUAUGAAAAUCGCAUUCCUCAGUCAAGAAUUUGAGGUUUCACUGAGUAAGACAGUGAAGGAGGAGUUCCAGAGUGCGUUUAAGGAAGAGAUGGAGAUAGCUGAGAGGUUGGAAAAGGUGCAAAAUGCAAUUGGGGGUUCGGUGGAUGAUCUUGGUUUGAUGGGACGGCUCUUGGAUGAGUUAGAUUUACUUCAAAGACGAGCAAAAGACCUCGAUUUGAAUGUCAUUGAUGUAAAGAUUAAUAAGUUGAUGCCUGAGCUUGGAUUUACUCCAGAAGACUCAGAAAGGUUGGUUGCGUCUUUUAGCAGUGGGUGGCAGAUGAGAAUGUCAAUUGGGAAGAUUUUACUUCAGGAACCAGAUCUGUUACUGCUGGAUGAACCUACAAAUCAUCUUGAUCUUGACACCAUUGAAUGGCUUGAGGGCUAUCUUAACAAACAAGAUGUGCCGAUGGUCAUCAUAUCUCAUGACAGGGCUUUCCUUGACCAGCUUUGCACAAAAAUAGUGGAAACUGAUAUGGGUGUAUCCAGGACAUUUAAUGGAAAUUACUCUGACUAUAUUGUUUCAAAGGCAACCUGGAUUGAGACUCAAAGUGCAGCAUGGGAAAAACAACAGAAAGAAAUUGACCAAACGAAAGACUUGAUUAGCAGAUUAAGUGCUGGAGCAAAUUCUGGACGGGCAUCCACUGCCGAAAAGAAGCUUGAAAAACUUCAGGAAGAGGAUCAAGUUGAGAAGCCCUUUGUACGAAAGCAAAUGAAGAUCAGAUUUCCAGAACGUGGAAGAAGUGGAAGAUCAGUAGUGACAGUUAAGAACCUUGAUUUUGGAUAUGAGAAUAAGGUUCUCUUUAAGAAGGCUAAUGUUGCAAUAGAGAGGGGUGAGAAAAUUGCCAUUAUUGGUCCAAAUGGUUGCGGCAAGAGUACUUUGCUCAAGCUUAUCAUGAGUUUAGAAAAGCCAUACGGAGGUGAACUUUUGCUUGGGGAGCAUAAUGUUUUGCCAAACUAUUUUGAACAGAAUCAGGCCGAAGCUCUUGAUUUAGAGAAAACAGUGCUUGAGACUGUGGCAGAAGCGGCUGAGGAUUGGAGACUUGAUGAUAUAAAGGGAUUACUUGGGAGGUGUAAUUUCAAAGUGGAGAUGCUCGAUAGGAAGGUUUCCUUCCUUAGUGGGGGUGAAAAGGCACGCCUUGCUUUUUGCAAAUUCAUGGUGAAACCAUCGACAUUACUAGUUUUGGAUGAGCCCACCAACCACUUAGAUAUACCGUCCAAAGAGAUGCUCGAGGAAGCAAUAAAUGAAUACAAAGGUACUGUCAUUACAGUUUCUCACGAUCGAUACUUUAUCAAGCAAAUAGUUAACAGAGUGUUAGAGGUUAACGAUGGCAACCUACAUGAUUAUGCUGGUGAUUAUAAUUACUACCUGGAGAAGAAUAUUGAGGCAAGGGAGAAAGAGCUUGAAAGAGAAACAGAGCUUGAGGAGAAGUCUCCCAAAUCCAAAUCCAAAUCAAAAAUGUCAAAGGCUGAGAAGGAAGCUCAAAAGAAACAAAAGAGACAAGCCUUUCAGGAUGCUAAGCAAAAAUCCAAAGGCCAAAAGAAUGCCAAGAGAUGGAAUUAAGCCUAUCCUUCCUCCAGGAUGCUUCUAUUCUGUUUUCUUUUCUUUCUAUCUGUAUAGCAGCCUGCCUGGAAGUGAAGUUAGCGAUAACUUACGGUUUCGUCAAUGAAUCUCACCAUGUAUAUACACAUUUUAUAUCAUAUUAUUUCAGGACAAUCCAAUCAAAAUACCAUAUACAAUUGGCAUCAUGAUAUCAUUGUUCUUCUGGGUUUGUACUGGUUCUGCAAAUAUACAAUUACAUUUGAAAAUUCCCAGUCUUCCAUUAUCAAGAAGUGUAUCAUUUGCUUC
Molecule: messenger RNA, 2468 nt
Organism: Impatiens glandulifera
Lineage: Eukaryota; Viridiplantae; Streptophyta; Magnoliopsida; Ericales; Balsaminaceae
Product: ABC transporter F family member 5
Exons: 9
Coding region: 60-2183 (707 amino acids)
Molecular function (GO): ATP hydrolysis activity; ATP binding
Source: RefSeq, a predicted model, not a curated record